AUGACCACCGCACAUCUCUCGGACACCAUUAUCCGGCCAAUUUCCGGCAAUUACGUCGCUAACCGGAGACUAAAACCACCGAAAAACUCAAUUUUCUUCAUCAACCAUUCCAGAAACAGAAGCUUAGUGUAUAAUAGAACUCAUACAACUCGCAUUAGACUGAGUUUAGUAGAACAAAUCCCGCCAAAAUCCUCGAAAGUCGACGUUGAACAGUUGGUGAAUUUUUUGUAUGAGGACCUUCCACAUCUAUUCGAUGAUCAAGGAAUUGAUCGGACGGCUUAUGACGAACAGCUCCAUUGGGUCAAACAGACAGCACCUUACGAGAUAACUACAAGGUGGACAAUGGAAAUGACAUUCUCGCUCCUACCAUGGAAGCCAUUGUUGGUUUUUACAGGAACUUCGGUUAUGGGCAUCAAUCCAGAAAAUGGAAAGUUCUGCAGUCAUGUGGACUACUGGGAUUCUCUUAAGAACAAUGAGUACUUCUCUAUGGAAGGUCUUGUGGAUCUAAUAAAACAGCUUCGGAUCUACAAGACUCCAGAUUUAGAAACACCCAAAUAUCAGAUACUCAAAAGAACUGCAACUUAUGAGGUUCGAAAAUACACCCCCUUUGUAAUUGUUGAAACACAAAGCGAUAAGCUUGCUGGAUCUACAGGAUUCAAUGAUGUAGCUGGGUAUAUAUUUGGGAAGAACUCAAGAGAGGAAAAGAUAGCCAUGACUACUCCGGUUUUCACUCAAGCAUUUGAUUCUGAAAUGUCCAAAAUGUCUAUUCAAAUUGUUAUUCCAUCGAAUAAAGACUUGGGAAGUUUGCCGAAUCCUAACAAAGAAGAAGUUGGUUUGAGGAGCGUUGAAGGAGGGUUUGCUGCUGUAUUAAAGUUUAGUGGUAAACCAACAGACGAUAUUGUUCGUGAAAAAGAAAAAUUACUGAGGUCUAGUCUUCUUUUUGAUGGUCUAAAACCUAAAGACGGAUGUUUAUUAGCAAGAUACAAUGAUCCUGGUCGAACCAAAAGUUUUAUGAUGAGGAAUGAGGUUCUGAUUUGGCUAGAGGAAUUUUCGUUGGACUAGUGUGGUUGCCUUCUCGUCUUGGAGGAUUGAUGUUUACAAGAUUUUGUAUGUUGAUGAAGUUUGAUGCAAUUCGUAUAUUAUGCUCACAUGUAAAAACAAUUCGAAAAUGAAUAUAUUGUAGCACUAGAAAAGUGAUUAUUUUCAUAUUUAUUAUAUUCUUUUGUGAUAUAAUUAGAAAUUUUGCUUCGU
Messenger RNA from Lactuca virosa, 1251 nucleotides. NCBI's taxonomy places the organism in Eukaryota, Viridiplantae, Streptophyta, Magnoliopsida, Asterales, Asteraceae. The record is from the annotation of a GenBank genome assembly.